AUUUCUGAAAAAAUUUAGGGCUUUUCUGAAAAAAUUUAGGGCUUUUAGAGUUGGAAUUUCUGAAAAAAUUUAGGGCUUUUUUGUUUUUUUGUAAUUUUGUAUGCUCUGUUCUUGAUAAAUGAUCUAUAGAAGUAAAGAACAUCUGUCCAUGUCCAAACCUUUAUUUGACCUAAGGUGAUUUUCACUGAAAAAAAAGAAAGAAAAAAGAACCACAUGAAAUUGCAUUGGGCACAAUUACUUCAAACGUAAUACAUGUGUGUGGUCCAAUCCGAUUUUACAUGUGUAUAUACUUGAACAAUCAAAAGUUUCCUGAAUGAAAAAAUGGUCUGUUCUUGUGUGUUUGUUUCCUUUGUCGAUACUUCCCUCCUCAGAUUUUUAGGCAAACAUAUUUAUAAUCUUAUCUCUCAAUUUCUCUGUUUCCUUAAUUAUGACAGAAGUAAGCCCUAUAAUUUCUGUCCAUUGUAGCCCUCUAGGCACCAGAUAGAAAUAACAGAGACAACCAGACAGAUUCAUACAUUUAUUUAUUACACAUCAUUUCUCGUAGAGAAUUCUCAAUAAAUAUUUCAUCUUUGUUUAGUGUCAUUGCCAAGUUGCACUUGGCACAGUAGUUUCAUCAUAAGAGGUACCCCAUUGUUGACAAUUAUUUAAGAUGUCAAUUAUUAUUUUUUUGUUAGGAAUAGAUUCUGUUUGAUAAAAUUAUGUGUUAUGUCUGCUAUGGUUCACAAAUAUACAGUAUAUAAAGUAAACAGAGAGCUUGAGUUGUGGCAUUCACAUGUAAGCUCUGAUCUUUUUGGCUUUAAUUGAUCGAACGUUUUGCAGAUAGAGCUGGCACAGGAUACUACCACAGAUUGGACCCUCAACGGGUACGGGUAAGGUUGCUGGUAGAGCAACAACAUACAAUUAAAAUUGUUCCCAGUAUUGUUAGAAUGGGUUGUUAUAGUUUAUUGCUUUCCAUAACCAAACAAAGAAAGUACAAAUUCAUGGGAAAGUUUUUAAAUUUAAUUGUUAAUAUUUAGAAAGUUUCUCAUUAAUUUACAAUUAUUUUUUCCCCUAUAACUUUUUUUUUUAAUUAGUUAUAUAAUAGACUAGAAUUUCAUUCACAAUUGUCUUGUUUCUGUUUUUACUAAUGUUGUUUUUUCCCAGGUUUAUGUUCAUUUUUUGUUUGCUGCUUUUAUUCUCUGUUUCUUCCAUGUAUGAUUGUUUGUAUAUUUAUCUGUCUAAACAGAAGCCUCAUCUUUGUUCUGGACAUUCUCUUAUUUCAAUAAAUUAGCAACUAAAUAAUAAAUAUAUCUGUUAAAAGAUCAAAAGUUAAAACAUUUUGACAAAGGCCCAAUUCAUUUACAAAAGUUUCCUGAAUGAAAAAAUGGCCUGUUCUUGUGUGUUUGUCCAAUCCGAUUUUACAUGUGUAUAUGCUCUGUUCUACAAUGCUGAAUAACAGAUAGAAUAGGUUUUUAUGAGCCCACUACAAUGUUGGUUUCAAAACUAAAUUGGUUUCUCGAGGGCUGACUGUUUGUGUUGUAUUGUCUAUGUAGAUUUAGAAAUGGCUUCUUCUUCUAAUGACAACAGCAACAUAAGAUUAAAACCGAGAAUGUGCAAUUGUGGAAGAACAGCUGCCAUACAUAUCGUAAAAACUAAUGAGAAUGGAAAUAAAGGGCGUUUGUUCUUUGUUUGCCCAUCAAAAUAUACUGAAAAUCCCAAUUGCAAUUACUUCAAGUUCGUGGCUGAAGAUGACGAAGAUGUGACUUCCACAAUCCGUUCCAACACUAGAGCUUCUGAUGGUGUUACAGUAGAAGACUUUAACGAGCUGAGGAGGAGGCUGUAUGACGUGGAAAAUGAACAUGGCGCUAUGGUCGAAGGCUUCGAUGGGUGGAAAAUAUUUUGA
Molecule: messenger RNA, 1882 nt
Organism: Camellia sinensis
Lineage: Eukaryota; Viridiplantae; Streptophyta; Magnoliopsida; Ericales; Theaceae
Source: RefSeq, a predicted model, not a curated record